This is a messenger RNA of Neoarthrinium moseri, 2148 nucleotides long. RefSeq lists its product as uncharacterized. The coding region runs from base 1 to 2148 and encodes 715 amino acids. NCBI's taxonomy places the organism in Eukaryota, Fungi, Ascomycota, Sordariomycetes, Amphisphaeriales, Apiosporaceae. The record is from RefSeq and is a predicted model, not a curated record. Gene Ontology annotation, cellular component: chromosome, centromeric region; nucleus. The transcript has 3 exons. Gene Ontology annotation, biological process: meiotic chromosome segregation.
AUGGCACGACUGAACGAGCCCCUGGCGGCGCCAGACUGCAUAGAGACACUUCGACGGAGAUUCCUUCGACAGAAUCGAGACAUUGCCAGGACAAAUUCGACACAAUCACUGCGCAUCCGCAGCUUGGAGAAUGAGUGCGCGCGCAUGCUCUCUGAGAACCUCGAGCUUCGCGGCCAGAUACUACGACUGGAGACAGAACUGCGUGAGAGCCGCGCUCAGCGCAUCGCCGACCAUGCGCUGGAGAUCAAAGAGAAGAUGGAGGCCCAGCUGCUAGAAUGGGGCUCCAUGCUCGCCAGCCUCGGCCACGAGCCCAUCCCCAAGAACCGCUCGCCUCGAGCUGCCAAGAAAAUGAGGAUGAGUCCCGGCAUGGGCCUCGCCAGCUCUCCGAGGCUCAGACGCAGGAACACGAGCGAGCUAGAGGCAGCUGCUUUGCAAGAAGGCAGAUUGGCCCCUCUUUGGGAGAACAAGUCGUGUCCACGGGAGACCUUAAACCAAGAGGAAAUAUUGGCCCUCUGCUCCGAGGCAGUGGAUACCACAGACUCGCCCGAUCUGGGGCCUCCGCCCGUGUCACGGUUUGUGGACGAAGAUCCGGUCAAGAUCGGUCUGCCAACAAAGUCAUAUUCAGAAGCAGAGAGUGUGGAAGAGUCUUUGUCGAAACCACUCGUCAGGGAGGCCAAGGAACCAACGCCCGAGAACGAGCCAGCAGAAGAGGAGCCACAAGAGAUCGAAUCCAGUUUCCAAAAGCCCGUCUCCAGACCCGUGGUACUGCUCCCAGCACCAGAGCCUGAAGUUGCUAAGGCCAACUUGAAGAGAAAGACGAGAGAGGACGAGGAACGGGAUGCCGCGCUGGAGAUGAGACCACGAGGAGACCCCACGAAAUUGGUCAAGGGUGGGAAAGAGAACCUGCCGUUUGCACUCGAUCGACCGGCCUCCAGGCCCAUCAAACAUCUUCCUUUGGCACGAAAAGAUGCACGCGAAAAGCCGAUAGCUGCAAAGCCCUCGGCAGCGCCGCGCAAGCCGCUCGGGGCCAAGAGUGCGAACGAAGUAGUGAAUUCGCCAAAGAAAUCGGCAAAGGGGUCAAUAUUGGACGAGAUCGCGAAGGCCAAGGCAGAGUUCAAGGGUAGCGAGAGGACCAAAGAGAGGGCAAAGCCGAAAAUGAAGGAAGCGCCCACACCUGUCGAGAUCCCAGCCCCUGAGCCCGAGCCGGUGCAGGUAGCUUCCGUCGAUAUCGCGCCAGAUGCCCUGUCGGCAGAGCCAGAUUUGGCCAUGCCCGACUCUCCACAGCCGGCAGCGCCUCGCGAAGAGAUGAGAGAUACGCCACCGCCUGCCGAUAUCUCAGCCAAAGGAGAGACAAGCCGAGGAAGCCGUAGGGCCAAGGCUGCCGUCAGCUACGCAGAGCCGAACCUCCGGGAUAAGAUGCGCCGGCCUACUAAGCAGCUAUUCGACGCCGUGGCAGGAGAGGGCAAGUCGAUGCGGAGAACUAGUCACUCAAAAUCCAUUGACCUGCCGUCUGUGAAGUCCGAAGAGAAGUCACAGGGCUGGAAAGAUCUCCCGGCGGCCUCGGGCUCGGCUGCAUCCGAAAUGGCCGCCAGUCCCUUGGUACGGAAAGUGUCACGGACAUCGCCUUCGGAUUUAUUACCCACUACGGACUUGACAGACAGAAGGAAGCGAGAUUCAGUUCAAGGAGGCGGAUCGGACAAUUCAGCCCUGGCAACGGGAAAAGGAUCGAACAAACCCAUGAACCGCCGGCUGGAAGAAAUCGCAACGAGAGAAGCCGAGGUUGCCAAGAUAUUCGAUGGGGAGGAUGUUUACGAGUUCACCAGCUCUUCGCCAAAGAGCAACGGGUCGCAGGCUUCAACACCAGAGAAGACCAGGAAAACCAGCUCUUCACGCGCUGGGAAGUCGAGAAGGCUGUCCUCCAUAAUGCGGGAGGAACUGGCUGCCGAGGCAGCCUCCACAGGCCCGCACGAGAAGAGCAAGAACCCCCGGAAGCGCGCCUCGAUGACGGUUCAGAAGACCACGUCGCGCUUUGAUUCCGAGGACGGCCCCGCGGAAGGCGACAGCAGUUUCAACAGCACCAGCUCAGGAGACAUGGAUGCCGCGGUGAAGGACAAGGUCUCGAUGAGGAGACGGAGUAUGAUGUUAUGA